Eleginops maclovinus (Patagonian blennie) is the source of this 1510-nucleotide messenger RNA. RefSeq names its product myeloid-associated differentiation marker homolog. The record is from RefSeq and is a predicted model, not a curated record. Bases 176 to 1027 code for a protein of 283 amino acids. Gene Ontology annotation, cellular component: membrane. The transcript has a single exon. Lineage: Eukaryota; Metazoa; Chordata; Actinopteri; Perciformes; Eleginopidae.
GUUUCAGUUUCAAAGAACACAGCUGCUUGGAUCUCUUGGCUACAUGGUGUUCUCCAACAGGAAUUGGUUUGGAAAACAAGGCCUUGCUGAACAAGGGUGGCACUGAGAAGAAUCGUCUGACCUUGGAAACAUAACUUUUUUUUUUUUAGGUCAAGCAGACACGUCCUGUGCAGCCAUGAGUGGUGUGGACUUGCGGGCGCUCACCCAGCCUGUGGGCAUCAUGCGAAUAAUGGCGGCCAUUCUCACCUGUAUGUGUUUUAGCCUGGUGGCAACAACGGGAUACGAAACAUCUACCUACUGGGCGUGGUGCAUGUUCACCUGGUGUUUCUGCUUCUUCUUCAGCCUCCUCAUUCUCAUCCUGGAGUUUACAACUGUCCAUGCCAAAUUACCUUUUGCCUGGGAGGAUUUCACCACUGCCUUUGCCAUGUUGGCGACCCUCAUGUGUCUUUCCGUCUCCAUCAUAUACCCCACAUUUUACACCUGCAAGACCUGCCACCGCGAGAUCGGAGCCUCUGUUGUGUCCUGGGUUUGUUUCGGGGUGUACGCAGGCGAGGUGGUUUUAACUCGCCUUCGUCCGAGCGGGGAGAACAUCGGGUUCCUCUCCACGUUGCCCGGCAUCAUGAAGAUGCUGGAGACGUUCUUCGCCUGUCUCAUCUUCAUGUCCCUGGAGACGGCACAGUAUUCAAGCUCCCCAGGACUGCAGUGGUGCGUGGCCACAUACUCCUUGUGCUUCAUCUUCGCCCUCCUCAUAAUGCUGCUCACCAUUGCACAGCUGACCUCUUUUGUUCCGUUCUUUGACAAGCUUAUGAUUGUAUAUAACAUUUUGGCGGUGGUGAUGUAUACAACAGCUAUGGUGAUCUGGCCACUGUACAGUUUCCGCAACAGUAAGAGACCCAUUAACUGUGGCCACCUGUGUCCCUGGGAUAAACUGGUGGUGAUCACCUUCAUGACGAUAAUCAACUUUAUUGUUUACACCCUGGACACAAUUUACUCCAUAAGCCUUGUGUUCUUUGUAAGCAAUGAGUGAAGCUGCUGCCUCUCAAAACCAACGUGAACUGAGAAGAAGCAGGGAUGUAAUUGAUUGGCUGUUCUUUUAGACACAAUGCUGAAUGCAAUAUAUUCUGCUAAAGAUGCGUGAUUACAAAAAGUACAUGUUGGGUGACAGGCAUACUAUGUAGAGUUUGUUAAUGAUUAAAACUCUUCUAUCACUGUUGUAAAAAAAAAUUAAAAGCCUGGUAGAACUUUGGAUCCUGAUGUAGAGUGACCAAACAGUGCAGCUAAUAACACUGAGCACCUACUUUAGUUUUUAUAGCACUGAGUCAUAUUCAAAUAAGGCCACAUGCCAACCUAUGUGUACACUUUACUGCUUGUCAUGUCAUUAUUCGUGGGUGGCCUGCUGAUUAAAGGCAUAGACAUUUUGAUUGAAAAUACAUGCAGAGAGUCAGAGGAGUAGAUUGAUAGCACCCUCAUGGUCUUCUCAUCUAAUGCUCCACAAAAAAAGCUUCUUUUU